Nothobranchius furzeri (turquoise killifish) is the source of this 2473-nucleotide messenger RNA. RefSeq names its product pentraxin 3, long a (gene ptx3a). Gene Ontology annotation, molecular function: complement component C1q complex binding. Lineage: Eukaryota; Metazoa; Chordata; Actinopteri; Cyprinodontiformes; Nothobranchiidae. Gene Ontology annotation, biological process: innate immune response. The record is from RefSeq and is a predicted model, not a curated record.
AGAGUGUUGGACCUGCAGCCUGCAGAACAACAGACAGCGAGAGAGAAAGAGAGAGCAGCAAACACACUCAGAGAGGGUAACCUUAACUCACAGAGACAGAGAAGCAGGAACCAGAAGCAUGUUUCACCGCAGGCUCCCUGAAGCAGUGUGUGUGCUAUCGGUCUGUGUGUGUGUGUGUUUAGCGGUGGCCUACGAGGAUGACAUUGAGAUCAACUUCGCUGACUCUUACUUCAAUGAAAUCACUGAAGUGGACGCACCAGAAGUCACACCAAGUACAGCCCCCUGCGGUACUCCAGAUCUGACAAAAUGGGAGAAAAUCUUCACCAUGUUGGAGAACAGCCAGAUGAGGGAGAACAUGCUGCUUCAAUAUACUGAUGAAAUCAUCAAGGUGGAGAUGGGGUCACUGCGUGGUGAAAUACUCAGGCUCGUAGCCCAGUACGGUGGGUCCUGUGGGUCUGCAGUGGAGGCUACAGGAAAACGGAUGGCUUUGCAGCUGGAGGCUCAUCUCAAAGAGACUCUAGAGCAACAUAAAAUUGGUGGUCAGACCUCUGCUGCUGGGAACUCUGUGGAGAAUUUCCACCACCUGGAGGCCUUGCUACAGCAGCUGCUCUCCGCGGUGCGUACACAGUCAUCCCGUCUCUCCAAGCUGGAGAGCAGCUGCCUCAGCGGCCCAGCAGGAGCUGGGAUAAGGACGAUGACCAAGAAUGGAUUCCAUCUCCAAGGGGGCGAAGUGACUGGGCACAGUCAACAAGAGGUGACAACGAAGGAGGCUGCUUUAGACGGGGUGCUGGCUGCACUGCAGAGGGUGAAGGAAGAGCUGGAAGAAGUGCAGAAGUCAUCAAGGCAAAGAUACCUGCCUGCAGGUUGUGAGAUGGCGUUGCUCUUCCCAAUGCGUUCCCGUCGGAUCUACACUGCCGUCAUUCCAGCUGUCCCUCUGUCCCUGUCCUCUUUCACUGUCUGCAUGUGGGUCAAGCCAACCACUGUGUCUAACAAAACGGUCCUUUUCUCCUACGGAAACCGCCGUAACCCGUAUGAGAUCCAACUGCUGCUCGCCCAAACCUCCGCCCUUUUCACAGUGGGAGGAGAAGCUCACCUGGUGGAGGAACGAGAUGUGGUGAAUCCGGGACAAUGGACCCACCUGUGUGGAGCUUGGUCUUCUGGGCAGGGCCUGGCGACACUGUGGGCAGAUGGUAAGAAGGUUGCAUCCUCGCCCGGUGUGGCCGAAGGACACGUCCUACCAGACGGAGGUUCGGUCCAACUGGGACAGGAGAGGAAUGGCUGCUGUGGGAGCGCUGUUGCUGGGUUUGAGGAAGGAUUCGAUCCAAAGCUGGCGUUUGCCGGGAAGAUGACUGGGGUGAACAUGUGGGACAGCGUGCUGACAGAGGAGGAAAUUUCCCAGCUGGCUUUGAGGCAAGGCCAGGGCUGUGAGCAGAGAGGGAGUAUGGUGGCAUGGGGCGUGACGGAGAUGGUGCCACAUGGAGGUGCUCAGUUCAUUCACUGAUUCACAUCCAUCAUGAUCCAUCGCAAAAAUCAUUUCAACCUGAAAUUGAGGACACUUUCAUCUCCUCUGUUACCAAAUCUACAGAUUUUUAUUACAAAGACUGCAAUGUACAUCUUUGUUGAUAUUUCCAUGAGCUAGACCAAUACUGUGAGACUAAACUUUUUAAAAAACAUAUCACUUUGCAUUUACACACAUUCACACGUUCAGUUCAGAAAACGUGUGUUGCUGCAGGAAAAACGUGCUGCAAUCAGCAAUUACCAAAGAUUUUCAUUAGAGUGCGAGCUAGACAACAAGUCUUUUGUUAAGCUGAGACACUCCUGAGCCAGUGAACACAGUGAUGAGCAGACAUACAAACUGGGAAGGUGAAGAGGAGGUCCUCCUUUGAUUGUAGGACGCUGCAUAUCUCCCUCUUUUCUUUUAUGCUUUGUACAGAAACAGCAAGUGCAGUUAAACGAGUCCCAACUAUGUUAUUAUUACAACUGCAGGCAGAGGUAACAUCUAUAUUAACAUUACUUCUAAUAAUGCAACACAUAUAUAACUUCUACUGUUUGCAGCACUUGCACGACUGCAUAUCGGCUGUACUUGCCUUCAUUUUCAACCCGAACAACAAAGUGGUUUUAUUGUUUUUAUCUCCUCCACAUUUGUGCAAGAUUUAAAAUGACUUUAAAACUCUAAGUGUUUACAUUAUUAUGUUACAUAACAUUGUUUUUGCUAUUAUUGCUCAUUUAAUUGUAUAACUUUUGUCAUUUUUAUAUUAAGUGUAAACCAGUUCUUUUGAAUUAUAGAAAGUGAGAAUAAUGUUUGCAAGCUCUCAUCUUGUAUUCCUACUCUUGUAUAGCUCAUUUGCUUGUAUUAUACUGUAAAUUGCAUUUGUCAAAGUGAAAAGCAGAAUGUAUUUUGUACAUAGAUAUUUUUGCAUAGCACGUGUGGAUGAGUGGAAGGUAAAGUAGGAAUAAACAGUUAAAGUGUCAA